This is a messenger RNA of Cladophialophora bantiana CBS 173.52, 1242 nucleotides long. RefSeq lists its product as uncharacterized. Bases 1 to 1242 code for a protein of 413 amino acids. The record is from RefSeq and is a predicted model, not a curated record. The transcript has 2 exons. NCBI's taxonomy places the organism in Eukaryota, Fungi, Ascomycota, Eurotiomycetes, Chaetothyriales, Herpotrichiellaceae.
AUGAACGUGCCUCCUCCUCCUGACGCCAGUCAGUCGGCUCUUAUCGACUCCUUAAUCUCUGGGUUUGAUGCCCUCCUGUCCACCGUCCGCGCGCACAUCGAGAACGAAAAGGCCUUGAGGGAGAGGCUCGAGUUUGCAGCAAACGAGUAUGAGAAGAUAUUAGCUGCUGACAGCAGUCUCUCGGCCUCCUCCAUUGCUCCGAGUGAAGUCUUCCGACAAUUCCGACAGUUUCCUGCCAUCAACACUGACAUCGAGUGCUCUCUCCCUAUCCGCGAAGCGCAGCAAGCCAUCCAAAAGUACAAGAUGUCCAAGACACAGAUACCUCAGACCAACGGGGCGCGUUGCCCGAUGUCGCUCCGAAAUGGGGACCCCGAAGAUCUUGAGCGGGAUUUUACCACUCCUGGCGUCCAAGGGACAUUGGGGUGCCCCUUUGCAAAGAUGCAGAAUGGACCUGGGUCGUCUGCGCACGCUGAUCCUAUAGCUGCAGAGUUCCACCAAGACACACACUCAGCGCGCUCGCCGAAUGCAGAGCAACGUCCGGGGCAAUGUCCUAUCCGGUUCCUCGAUCAACAUUCUCCUGAAGAAAUGGCUAAAUAUUUCGAGAACCACAAGCAUGAAAUUCCCCGAAGCCACGAAAUCUGUGUGCGAAGGUACCAGGGCAAUGAAAUCAGUGCCCGACAACUAGAUGCAAAGUAUGGCAAUUUGGUGAACAUGAUACAAGGACUGGGAGUUAAGCACAAAGCUUAUCUGCCCGAGCGAGAUCGGAUUGACGAACAUUCUACUCAGGCGGUGGAGAAAUGGGCCGAGAAUGUCAGUGAAGCUGCCGUCGCGCCUCCAGUUCCGGAUGUCGUCCCUGAUGAGGAGCCGAGAUUAUCACAUUUUGAGAAGCCCUUGCGAGAGGUCCGGGUGGGAGAAUCGCCCAGUCGGCCAUGGGGGAUCUCGGUGCCUGUUGAUAAAGAGCCCACACCUAGUGCCCUUCAGGACGACGAUGGUGUGGCACAUCUGAAGAUUCACUCCGCGAGUUCACGGCCUGUCCCACUCGCGUCGCGGGAUGACCACCCGCUAGAGCGGAGUCCGAGAACGUCUCAGCAGAAGAGAUGGACAGAUAACUCUGUUGAGGGCAAAGAGGCCCGGACCCAGGUCAUAUUUAACGGCCCGGUCUUCUUCGGAUAUUCUGCAGAACAAGUGUCAGCUUUGCUCCAGAAUACUAAUCUGGGGAAUAUGAAACCUGGUGGCGGAUAG